Messenger RNA from Galleria mellonella (greater wax moth), 2508 nucleotides. It is a transcript of the gene PPO2, whose product is annotated as phenoloxidase subunit 2-like. Bases 99 to 2177 code for a protein of 692 amino acids. The transcript has 12 exons. The record is from RefSeq and is a predicted model, not a curated record. NCBI's taxonomy places the organism in Eukaryota, Metazoa, Arthropoda, Insecta, Lepidoptera, Pyralidae. Gene Ontology annotation, molecular function: oxidoreductase activity.
AAUUGUACUUAUCAUUCCCACUUCACAGUAUUCUGUGAAGUGAGUAAAAUUUUAUAAACAUAUUUUAUAUAACAUAACAUUUUAAUAAAACUAUUACAAUGACAGACCGUGUAAAGAGUUUUCAGCUCUUAUUUGAUCGUCCCAAUGAGCCGUUGAUUACACCUAAAGGCGAAAAUGGAGCAAUAUUUCAACUUACGCAAGAUCUAUUGCCCGUAGACUAUGAGGACAACGGGAUCGCUCUGAAUAACCGUUUUGGUGAGGAAGCAGAUGAAAAAAUUCCACUGAAACCACUGUCCAAUCCGCCGCAGUUUCCUAUAGCAUCGCAAUUGCCUACUGACGCAGACUUCUCGCUCUUUCUGCCAAGACACCAGGAAAUGGCUACCGAAGUCAUUGACGUACUCAUGAAUAUCCCUGAGAACCAGCUAGACGAUCUACUGUCAUCGUGUGUAUACGCUAGGGGACGCCUAAACCCACAGUUAUUCAACUACUGUUAUUCCGUUGUACUGAUGCACAGACGGGACACAAGAAAUGUGCCGAUACAGAACUUUGCAGAAACAUUCCCGUCCAAGUUUUUGGAUUCACAAGCAUUCGCCCAAGCACGUGAGACAGCUGCUGUCUUUCCCCGUGGGAUACCGCGAACACCGAUCAUCAUUCCAAGAGAUUACACUGCCACGGAUCUAGAAGAGGAACACCGUCUUGCUUAUUGGCGUGAGGACAUUGGAAUCAAUCUACAUCAUUGGCAUUGGCAUUUGGUGUAUCCGUUUACAGCCAGCGACAGAUCCAUCGUUGCUAAGGAUCGUCGCGGAGAAUUGUUCUUCUACAUGCAUCAGCAAAUCAUAGCUCGAUACAAUUGCGAGCGUAUUAACAAUUCUUUAAAGAGAGUAAAAAAGUUUAAUAACUGGCGGGAGCCUAUCCCUGAGGCUUACUUUCCGAAGCUGGACAGCCUAACGUCAUCCCGUGGCUGGCCGCCGCGACAGGCUAAUAUGACGUGGCAAGACUUGAAUCGGCCGGUAGAUGGACUAAACGUUACUAUUUCUGACAUGGAGCGUUGGAGGAGGAACUUGGAAGAAGCUGUCUCCAUGGGAACGGUCACACUGCCUGAUGGUUCAACGCGACCCUUAGAUAUUGACACAUUGGGCAACAUGGUAGAAGCCAGUAUCCUGUCCCCAAACCGGGAACUCUACGGAAGCGUGCACAACAACGGCCACAGCUUCUCUGCCUAUGUGCAUGAUCCGAGUCACCGCUAUCUUGAGAAUUUUGGUGUGAUCGCCGAUGAAGCUACGACGAUGCGCGAUCCGUUCUUCUAUCGAUGGCACGCGUGGGUCGACGAUCUCUUCCAGAAGCAUAAAGAAUCCAACUUCGUACGCCCUUACAGUCGCUCUGAGCUUGAAAAUCCUGGUGUUCAAGUGACCUCAGUUAGCGUGGAAACACAAGGCAGUCCUCAGAACGUUCUCAGUACGUUCUGGAUGUCUAGCGAUGUGGACCUCUCCCGUGGGCUGGAUUUCUCCAACCGUGGCCCAGUAUACGCGCGCUUCACCCAUCUUAAUCAUAGGCCUUUCCGAUAUGUCAUCAAAGUUAACAACUCAGGCAACGCUCGCCGCACCACGGUACGCAUCUUCAUCAGCCCCAAGUUCGACGAGCGCAAUUUGGCUUGGUCACUGGUCGAUCAACGCAAGAUGUUCAUAGAAAUGGACAGAUUCGUCACACCAUUGAAAGCUGGCGAGAACACCAUCACUCGCCAAUCUACGGAGUCGACCUUCACAAUUCCGUUCGAGCAGACAUUCCGCGACCUGUCGGUGCAGGCCGACGACCCGCGCCGCGUCGACCUUGCCGCCUUCAACUUCUGCGGCUGUGGGUGGCCUCAACACAUGCUCGUGCCUAAGGGCACAGAGGCUGGAGCACCUUAUGUGCUUUUCGUUAUGCUCUCCAACUACGACUUGGACAGGAUCGAUGAGCCGGGAAACAGUCCUGAAAUUUCCUGCAAGGAAGCAUCCAGUUUCUGCGGUCUACGCGACAGGAAGUAUCCGGACAAACGCGCCAUGGGCUUCCCGUUCGACAGACCAUCGCGAACCGCGACUAGCAUCGAAGAUUUUAUAUUACCCAACAUGGCCCUACAGGAUAUCACCAUUCGUUUGAAUAACGUCGUAGAGGCUAACCCCAGGAAUCCCCGAACAUAAAUUCCAGGCUUUGCUAUAUGAUAUAUAAAGUAACCAUAUUUUUUUGACUUGUAUAAGACCAACAUGAAAACUUUCAAAAAAAAAAAAAAAAAAAAUUAAAAUCGAUUCACAAGUUUAUUGAUAAAAAGAAGAAAUCGACUAGAUAAAAAAAAAUUCUAUUAAAUUAUAAUAUAAUAAUGCAAAUGAAAGGCUGAUAGUUAAGCUAGUCUUAUGUGUUAGAUGAUAUUUGUACAUAUUUACUUAGUUGUAGAUAGAUGCUGUAAAUAAUUGACCCCAUUUGUAAUAAUUAUAUGAUGCAGGAUUUAUAACUAUAAUAAAGAAAUGCAAAUUA